Molecule: messenger RNA, 12706 nt
Organism: Rattus norvegicus (Norway rat)
Lineage: Eukaryota; Metazoa; Chordata; Mammalia; Rodentia; Muridae
Source: RefSeq, a predicted model, not a curated record
GGGAGGGAGGGAGGGAGGGAGGGAGGGAGGGAGGGAGAGAGAGAGAGAGAGAGAGAGAGAGAGAGAGAGAGAGAGAGAGCUGUUUCUAGAGGAGCAAGCCAUGGCAGGAAAGAGGAAGUGUUUCUUUUGGUUGUUGAUGCAUGCAGCUGUCAAGAGGAGGGAGCUGUAAGGCUCUCACCCUGCCCCUGUACUCUCUACUGGGGACAGAGCCUCACCUUCCCAAGAGACACCACCUGGACUCUAUCCCUGACUUUCUCUGUUGUAGCUGAGCCAUGUGGAAUGGCUCUACAUGGAUGGCUGGGAAGAAGAGUACAUCCUGGCUCUCUAGGAGACAGGACCAAGGUGAGGAGUUACAAUCUGGAGGUUGCAAACAAGACCACCCUGAAGUAGGAGUCCAAACCCUACAGCGAUGCCUACGUUUCCCUCUAACUCAGUGACUGAGACUUCUAACCGUCAACUUGGCACAGUCUAGAGGCACCAGAGGUGAGAGUCAUGAUGGAGGGAUUAUCCAGACCAGGACAAUUCAUCCCAGGAUCUCCCAAUUCCAGAACUUUCUGUCAUGGUUAAGGGAUCUCUGACAUCUAACCAUUCCUGCCUGGGAACGAGGAGUCUGGAGGUGGUGAGCAGAAAUGUUCUGGGUCUUCGAGGAGUUCCUGCAGGGCAGUCACUAAUGGAAGAAUAAGCUCCGAAAUACAAGAGCGAGUUUCGUGAAUGAUGCUAAUUCAGUUGUGAUUGCCACUUGCUGGUGGAACGCAGGUCACAGCGCAUCUUCCACAGAGAAGUUUUAACAAAAUGCCCCCACAGCUAAUUGCAGACUUCCUAUGGAAAUUCAAGCAGAAGUCUGUAAUUUAUUAAAUGGUUGAAGUUGGAAGCCUCGUAAAAUCGCUGCAGACAUGGGCAGCUGGAUCAGCCAGGGGAGCAUCGGAGGAAUGGUGAACGAGGAACAGAGUGGUCUCCUGGAGAGAUAUUGGGGCCUCAGUGUUAUCAGGACGCUGAAGAGGCACACUCAGAAGCCUUAGAACCAGGAACAGACAGACCCCCGCCAGAGGGAACUGAUCUGGGCUAAGGAGGCCCGGGAUAUGUGACAUGUUGGGAAAAUACCUAAAGGACAUGUGAUUUGAAGGGCAACGUGGACGACAAGCCAAGAAAGUCUUUUAUGACAGUAACAGAGGCCACCAAAACAGGUGCUGGGGGUGGAACACAGGCUCUCCUGCUUGGCCAGAAAGAACUUUGUUGACUGAGCCAUCUUCCACAGCCCAGGUAUGACGCUUUUGCAAGCAGAAGCAGAAGUGGCAAAUGUUCUGAGGGCCUGAGUUCUUCUUUGGUCAAAUGCUGUCCUCAGAGACAGCUGUCCCUAGGGUGCAAAGCUGCCAGGACCCCACGGUGGGCUCUCUUUUCCAUUCAGCAGACUGAGAGACUGUCAUUUCGCAUGCCUGCACUUUGGAAGCCCCCUCUACUCCUCAGUAGCUUGUGUUAUUUCCUGAGAAAAGUCCUGGCAACAGGCUGUGUGAAUUCUUCCUAUCUAGGUGCACCUCCUGUAGAGUGUUGCUCCCGACUCUGGGCUGAUACCUCCCAGACUGUCCACUGUAUGGAGUGCUAUUCUCAUCACCUUCAAGAAGGGCAGCUCAGACCCAGCUCCUCGUCCCUGAAUCCUCCCGCCCUGGCAAUGUGUCCCGGAACAGGUGCAGGCUUUGAGUUAACUGAAUUUUGCCAAGAACUCUGAAAACCUGCAUCCCACUUACUGGCAGUGAUGGAUGGGCCUCUCUGCUGGGGAUGAAGCCCUGGUCAUGGACCACUGAUGUGUUAGGAGAGAAUUCACAGUGUAACAUUUACUUUCCAGCAACAGGGCUGGGAACAGAAGGCCACAGGAGCUGAAGGGAGGUGCACCUCCCCAGCAGGUGGCUUUUGGCUCCGUCUACUGUUUAGGACUUAGAUACAAUGAAAGUACUGAAGGUCUCUGGAUACCUGGAUGCCCGUCUCAUGUCCCAAGUCAUGCCCAGGGUUAGGACCAAGAGUGGAAUUUUAAGGUGGUACAGCCGGUCUUGCAGUCACUGUCAGAGAUGCAUUUUCCUCUUGGCUGAGGGUGUCUUUGUUGUGGGACAGCAGCAAAUAUCACUGACAGAUACAAGUCUGAAAGUUGUUGAGGGCAGAUGGGAAAUACACACCCGCCAUCUUGGCUGCUUGAGAGACUCGGUCUGUGGAUCCUCUCAUUCCCACAUGAGAGCCCACAGUGGGGACUUGUGGCAGAAGGGGUGGAAAGGGAGCUUAUGUAAGUUCUUAGCUUCUGUUCUAUGAGGCACAGGGGGCCUGCACUCCUACCUGAGUUGUGGGUGUAUCCAACAUGCAGACAUUGUAAAGUGACAUUACCCUCUGUGAUAUCCAUGCUGAAUAUGCUCAUGGGUGAGUUAAAGAGGAGAAUAGGGGUGGGGGAAGACUCAGUGAUUAAAGCUCUGGUCACUUAAAUGUAAGGACCUGAGACCACAACCCACACAAAUCUGAACGCGUCUGUGAUGAGAUGGGAGGCAGAGACAGGAGGAUUCCUGGCUUAGCACACACAGCAGCAAACCAGAGACUCCGCCUCAUUAGAGGUGGGAGGCAGGGAGGGGUCUCCACAGGGGUCACUCACCUUGUCAGCUUCUAAUUCCAACACUCGGUGCCAAGACAGGAGCACUGUUUUGGGAGGUGGUGGGACCGGCUAGAGGAGGUAGGGUAGAGAGAUAGGCAUUGAAGAUCUCACCCAGUCCCUGUUUCCUGUCUGUCUCUGGGCUUCCUGUCCACCAUGAAGAAGUUCCUCCGUCACAAACUUUCACCACCGUCAUGUUCUGCCCACAUGCAUGGUGGGGGCAUGAACUGUGGACUGGAAACAGAGAAACUGCUGUCUGAAAGGAAUACUUCCUCUCAGGAAGUCGCUCCAUCUUCCUUGGGUCUUUGUCAUGGCGAUAGUCCAAGUCACUAAUUCAGGAGAUGGGGAAAUGUCUUAGGGGUUAAAGUGCCUGCUUCCCAAAUAUGAGGCCCUGGGUUCGAACCCUUGGAACCCGACUAAAGCCAGACCAGAGAGUGUGUUUCUGUUCAUCUGUUGCAGGAGAAGCCUUGGGAUCGCACAGGCCAGCUAGCCUGGUGCGUAUAGCAGCAGAGGACAGAAGGAGCUGGCCUGGAACGAGGUGGGGAGUGGGGAUAGACAUCUAUGAUUGUCUUCUGAACUCCACAAGCCAAGCCAUAGCAGGUACACACACACACACACACACACACACACACACACACACACACACACACACAUGCACGCAUGCACGCACAGAGUAACUUAUACAGGAACAUUUAAGGGCCAGCUUGUCACCCCAGCUCCUGCCCUCCCUUCCACUGGCUUGGGACACACAUCAGGAAUAUAAACCUGGGAUGCAGCCCAGGCAGACAGUACUGACACUCCACCUGUAUGAGGGGACAUCAUUUCUCCCCCAACAGAGGUGGCAGGGUCAGGCCCAGCACGGGAGAGCACAUUUGUUCUCAUCCCACCAGGGGCUCAUUUACUAAAUCCUCCCAACCCAUGAGUUGUGGUCUCACUGGGAUAAAAAUGGCUUCCUGGUGUCUCUCCAGACACUCAGCUGUUUUACAGCGGGGCAGUCAAUCUUCCUGAGCCUUCAGAGGACAGAAACACAUUGUCUCCUUUCUCUCCUUUUGUGUCUAUGUUUUAACAGCUGAUAUGAGUGUACCACAGAUUUCCCAUGAAGUCCUCUGUUGUGGGGUUUUGCUGAGUGGGCUAAUUAAUUAACCUGAUAAAUAUUUAUGCACGGCGUUAUUACUUUCCCAUUGCCGUGGCCUAAACGUGCCUCACCUGACUGAAACAACUUAACGGAAGAGAGGCUUGAUUUAUGUAUGUGUAUUUUUGUUGGUGGGUUGGGAGAAAGACAGAGACAGAGACAGAGAGACAGAGAGACAGACAGAGACAGAGACAGAGACAGAGACAGAGAGAGCACAUGUCGAGAGGCCAGAUGUUGACAUCAGGAGUCUUCUUGUUUUUUUCUUUUUCUUCUUUUGUUUCUCUAAGACAAGAUUUCUCUGUAUAGCCUUGACCAGAGAUCUCACUCUGUAGACCAGGCUGGCCUCGACCCCACAGAGAUCUGCCUGCCUCUGCCCUCCUAGUGCUGGGAUUAAAGGUCUGUGCCACUGUCAUCCAGCAUCAGGAGUUUUCCUUAGUCAGUUUCUGUCUUAGUUUCUGAGUCACGAUUCCCCACCAAACUUGGGCCUUGCUAAUUCAGCUAGAUUUGCUGGCCUAGGGAGCCCCAGGGAUCCUCUCAGUUUUGCCUACCCAGCUCUGGGAUUACAGGUGUAUGGCACCACGCAAAGGUUUAUAUGGGUGCAGGGAUUGGACCUCAGUCCCUGGUUUUGCGGAGGAAGUAGUCUACUAACUGAGCUGUCUUUGCAAACCCAGGAAAGGUUUAAUUUAGCUUCCAGAGGGCUUCCAGUCCACCAUGCCAGGUAAAACUUAGUUAGAGCAGUUUAGCCUGUGGUGGUAUGGUCAUAAGGUGGAGACAACUUAUUUCUAAGUGGACCAGGCAGUAGAGAGAGUGGGUGAGAAGCCCUCUGCUGGAGAGGGUGCUGGUCUGAGUCACAUCCACCCUCAGUGGCAUCUGUCCAAACAGGGCACAAGGGCACCCAUGCUAUCUCCAGCCUGAAGGCAGCCCUGGGUGUCUUUAUUUUCAGAGUCCCCUCUGGGUUGCCCUGGGGCUUUCUCUGGAGUCUCAGAGAAUCUCAAUAACCUAUUUAUAAUCCUGUGUCACCCCUCUCCUCUCCAUGGGAAGAGAGAGGAGGGGACUGUUUUAGAUGUAAUCAUGUGCUCAAUAAUGAUGAAAUUCUAACCCCUGAGGCCUGGAAUGCAGCCUUAUUGGGAAAUAAGUUCUUUGCAUAUAACCAAAUUAAGACAAGGUCCUUAGGCAGGCCCUGUGGUGGUUCAUUCUAAUUGUCAAUUUAUGGGAUUUAGAGUCAUGUUGUGGAGGGGGUUGUUGUAAGGGUGGAGGGGUAGGGGUAAGUAGGUGACGGGAUGAGGGAGCAGGGACCUCUGGGCAUGUCUAUGAGGGAGUUUCUAGAUUGGGUGAACUGAGGUGGGAAGAUCUACCCUCAGAGUGAGCAGGACCACCCUAUUGGGUGGGGUCCUGGAGUAAAGACGAAGGGGCCAAGAGACAGGGGAGUCCCAGCAUUCAUGUCCCCCUAUGAAGUGUCAGUAUUAAUUGUCCAGCUGACAUACCUGGGAGUCACCUGGGAGAAGAGGCUCGCUGAGAGAUUAUCCAGUUCCACUCGGCUUGUGUUCAUGUUGGGGGGAGCUGGGUAGUGGGUGGGUUGAGGCUUGUCUUGAUUGCCUGAACUCACGUGCAAAGCCCCAACCUGAAAGUGGCCAUCAGCAACCCCUUGUUUAGGGGCCUGCAUGGACAAGGGUAGAGAGAGCCCCCUGACUGCUAGGUGCACCUUUACUCAUUUCUCUCUCUUCCUCACCAUGGGUAGGAUGUGGUUGCCUUAAACCCCUGCAUUGCCUUACCAGACGUGAUGAACAGUAACCUGGAAUUGUGAGCCACCAUAAAGCCUGCUUCCCCUAAGUUGCACAAAUGAAGGGUCAUCGAAGAUUGGUGGCAAGUGACUGGGAGAUGAGAAAACACAUCUAUCCCUUUCCAGUCCUCUGUAGGGACCAAGCUGAGACCCCAUGACCUUGGACUUCAGAUCCCCCCAACAGCGUGACAUAUUGCUACUGAGCUGCCUGGCUGGUGACAUUGUCUCACAGCUGGCCAACUCAGGAUUCAGGAGAGGGGUCAUGUGAUCUCUCCUCCACUUACGUAUGUGCUGAUGUGCAUGCAAGCAUGCAUGCGUGUAUGUGCACAAGUGUGGAGGUUGAUGGUUAACGGUCUUCCUCCAUUGAUAGUUCUCCACCUUAGUUCUUAAGGCAGGGUCUUUCACUGAGCCUAGCGCUCAUAGAUUCAACUAAGCUGGCUGGCCAGUGAGCCACAGGAAUCCACCUGUCUGUACCCCUCAGUGCUGGCAUUAAAGAUGCAUGCUUGGCACCCGGCUUUAAGAUAUCAAUAUUAUUUAUUCUUUCGGAAUUUCAUACAUGUAUACAAUAAAAUUUGAUCCGAUCCACCCUCUAAUUCCCCUUUCCAAAACCCUCUAUCAUGGCCCCCUGCCAACUCCAUGUCUUCUUAUUUUGCUAUAAGAGGCUGACUCCAGUUAUUAUAACUCAUAUCCACGAGUGUGGGGCUGGAGCAGUUGCUAAGCCCUUGAAGAAAACUGACUCCUCCCCCUGCAGCCUUCGCCUCCUAUCGUGGACGAGACUGGAGCCUGUGAACUCCUUCCCACUCCAUGCUGGAAUGAGGUCUGGCUUGACUGGGUGCAGGUAACCACAGCGGCUGAGGGAUCACAGGUACCAUGGUCAUGUCCAAAAGCCAGUGUUUCACAGUUCUCUUCUCCAUCUUCUGCCCGGCUUCCGUGAUGUUCCCUGAGCCGUGCAGGAGGGUUUGACGUAGAUGUCCCACUUAGGGUUGAGCACUCAGGAGAUCCUUUUUUUUUCCCCUGAGCACUCUGAGGUGCAAUGUGGGAGCUGAGGAUCCAAACUCAGGUCCUUGUGCUUACACAGGCACUGAGCCAUCUCUUCAGUCCUUAAAAGGACGAAAAAAAAUCUGUCGCUGGGAAAGGAAGAGCGGUGAGGUUUGCCCACUGCCAGCCCACAGACUGGAUGCAGCUUCCGGCUCCACUUCCUGUGCUGAGGGGUGGAGCGUGCAGCUUCUGUGAACGAAACUAGGGUGUCAGACAGAGCCUGUACGCCAAGUAAUAGGGGAGAGCAGACAGGCGGCGUGCACGGUGCAACUCUGCCUGCAUUAGCCUGCUGGACACCCUGCUCUCUCAUGCUCGCUAAAGACCUAUAUCCCAGGAGGCAGCGGUCCUGCCAUGAGACAGAAGUCCUGGAGGGCAGUGGGAGCCGAGGGGAUGUAUCUCCCAUUUUAAUCAUGUUUAAUGUGUGCAAAAGAGGGAAGCUUCUAGGAGGAUAAAAUAAAAACCCGAAAGCCGUUUUGAACCAGGUGUCUAAGAAGACUUCGGUUUCAGGGGCAGAUGCCUACGUGAAUGUGUGUCCCCAUUAUUAAAGUCACAAUGGCUCCCAUUCGGAAGAAUGCCGAAUGUCACUAGAACAUUCGAAAGACAAAACCCAACAAAAGAAAAAGCCAGGCACGACAGCAUGUGCAUGUAAUCCCUGCACACUGGAGGCCGAGGCGAAAGGAUUGAGAGUUUGAGGCUAGCCUGGGCUACGUAGGGAGACUCUCUCAAAAAAGAAAAGGAAACAAAACAAAGCAAAAAGCGCAGGCAGCCGUUAUCUUUGGCCCUGAAUAAGGCUUAAAAACGAUGAUUAACAUAAUCACAAAAGUAUGAUUUAAUCCGUGCUAGGUUAUAAAUAUUAAUUGGGAAAAGACGUUAUAUUGGGAACAUUAUUAUACACUAUCAUGUUAAUUUUAUGAAAAUCAGUCCAUGCCGAAGCACGCAUACUUUUCUUCUUUACUUUUCUCCGCUUUUGCUGGCAGUCUCGGUCUUACUGUGUGGAUAAACACUUCCUGUUUCAGCAGGUACCUCUGCCCGGGGUCGGGGGUGGGAUCCUCACACCACAGGGCCUUGUGAUUUCCCACAGAUAAGAAUCAGAGACUGCAGAAGCAGGAUAAGGGGUUGAGCCUGUAAGCUAGGUGCUUACAAUCAUAAUUGUGAUGAUGUGUGUAUGUGUGUGUGUGUGUGUGUGUGUGUGUGUGGGUGUGCAUGCAUGAGUACAUGUAUGUGCAUGUGUGCAUGUGUAUGUGGGAGUGUGUGUGUGUGUGUGUGUGUAGGGUAGAGGACAACCCUAGGUGGCAGUCCUUAGAUCCUGUCCACCUUAAUUCUUAAGACAAAGUCUCUCACUCUCUAGAGCUGGCCAACAGCCAGCAAACCCAGGCAUCCACCAUCUCCUCCCACCCCGACACUGAGAUAAAUGCGAGUGCCACCAGGCUGGGCCUUUUCUACAUGGGUGCUGAGUGUCUGAACUCAGGUACUAAUGUAGUGUGUUACCUAUGCUGGCUAAUUUGGGGCUCCUAAGACUGGUACCCCAGAGAUGAGAGAGUUCGCAGGAGUCUAUAAGUAAGAUAUUGAGCGACACUGCCCCAAGUUAAUUCUGGUUAGUGAAUAAAGAUGCCGACAGACAAUAUCUGGGCAGAAGAGACAAAGGUGGGGUUAAGGUUUGGCAGGCUUGGGAGAAGUCACCUUGGGAUAGAAGAAGAAAGGGCAGGGAGAGGAAAACAGAGAGCUGGGUUAUCUGAGCCAUAAAAAUGUAGCCCUGUGGAUUGGCCAAUUGGAGCAGCCCAAAUGGAACUUGGUAAGUAAUAACUUGGGUUAUCCAUGGAAAAAUAGAUUCUAACAGCAUGGAGGGCAGGCAGCUGCCCAGCUCUUGUGCUGCCUGAGGCCCUGCGUGCUUCAUUCUGGAGCAUAAAUGGCCUAAAGUGGGGAAGAAACCCCAUGCUAGGAUUCUUUUAAAAAAUAGUUUUUAAUACUCAUGUUUGUACACCAAACGUACACGUUUGUACUUUGCCGACAGACCAAGCCAUCUCCCCGGCACUAAAGACAGGCACUUUAGAACGGCACUAGACUUCAGUGCAAGGAAAAGCCACUCAAAUCUAAGAGGUCAGAAAUGGGCUGGUCUCAAACUCGCAACCCUCUUACCUUAGUCUCCUUAGUGCUGGGUCUGCUGUGUUCUGUAUCACCCUUAACCCCUUCAGGCCAUUGUAUGGUUGGUGUAGGUAAGGAGAGUUGGGGUAUAAGACAGAAAAUAACACGCCUGCAGGUGUGCCAGCAACUGGCAGGAGCUGGAACCCAAGUGUACUAAGCGUUGUGGAUCAAAAUGUCAAUUGCUGAACUGGCCCUGUGGGUCAGUGGGUAGAGAGCUUGCUUAGCACACGCAAAACCCUGCCUUCUCCGUACCUGGUAGUGCUUGCCUAUAAACACUGGGGAAGUGGAGACAGGGAGAUCAGAAAGUCUAAGGCCAUCCUGGGCUACAUAAGACCUACCCUAAAUGAAUGAAUGAAUGUGUGACUACAUAAAAAAAAAAGUCAGUUUCAAAGGAGUCUGGAAUUGGAAGCUUCAGUAGCAGAAUAACAAGCGGGAUUCACUGAUAAUGUCCUCGUCCGUCUACAACUGUCCCUGCCCUAUCCGCCCUUUCCCAGAAACCCAGGAGUUCUUACUAAAGGCAAAGCCAUGCUUUCAGCAGCCAGAGGGAUACGUUCUGAAGGCAUCCACACCACUUUCCUAAAGCUUCACUAACUAUACCAUUCAACACUCUGCUCCAGCUCCCACAAGACAGGUAAUAGCUGAAGGGCCUUUAUAGUUAAUUAUUUUAUUUACUAGUUGAUUAAAUGUAGCAUAAUGACAGUGAGUGUCACACGAGGAGGAGGUUAUGGUCCAAGAGAUCAAACAGGAAGUUGCAUUUGGAACCCAAUUCAGCUUGCACAGAAAGAUCUGGAAGCCUGGAGACGAGCCCGUCACUGUAAUCCAAGGAGAGAGCUGCAGGAUCGUUGCCCGCUUUUUAAUUUGUGAGCUUUGAGCGGAGCACACACAGCCUUGUUAGGGAGGUAAUAUGGGAUGAAACGGGACAUGGCGGUGUCAGGGAGAACAUGCCGUUCCUUAGUAAAGGUCUGAAGAGCCAUCAAGCUGAAUUAAUUCCUAAGCGACCCCAUGACAGAUUCUUGAUUAUGAUCCUCAAUUAGGGAAAAGCUUGGUCUCGCUUUUGUUUAAUGUCAGGGAGUUUGGAAGCCGUGGGGCAGAUGGCUGCCGAGAGUGCAGGGCAAGUGGGAAGGAAGAGGCUCCUUUAAGGCUGCUGCUGGGCUGUGGGGCCUUUCUCAAGGCUCUGUAGAGGAAGAGGGAGCACAGCCGUUCCUGCUUGAGUGUCAGGACCCUGGACAUGGGUAAAGCCAGCUUGGGUUGUAUGCAUUCAUCAUCCCUAGCUCUCCCAGGGUAAGAGGAGUAAGAGAGAAGAGCAUCCCCCAAAGACGAGGGGUCAGCUACCCUGGUGUCGCUCUGAUCUCUAUAUGCAUGACUGCAUUCAUAUACACAAAUGUGCACACACACUCAUGCACACACACACUGUCUCUCUACACACACACACACUCAUGCACACACACACACUCAUGCACACACACACUCUCUCUCUACACACACACACACACACACACACACAAGCAGAGGGAGAUAAAUGUGCCCUUGUGAAUGGGCACAGAUCGCAUGAGAAGUCACUUCUGCCCACAUGGUUAUAAAACACGCCCAAGGUUCCCAGUGUAGUUACAAGAUCAGAAAGACUUCUGGGACCCUUCUCAACUCCUGAAGUUUUCCUCUUUCAAACCCAGAGAAGAGUCAAGUGUCAUGGCACAGAACUGUCAUUCCAGGAGGCUGGGGCAGGAAGAUGGACCAUUUCAAGUCUUAAAAUGAGUCCAAGACCAGCCUGGGCACUGUAGAGUAAGACUGUCUCAAAUAAAAAGCAAAAUGAGGACUGAGGGAAUGGUUCAGUGGUAGAGCCCCUGCCUAGAAUCUCCCAGUGAGGGGCUGGGGCGUGGCUCAGUGGUAGAGCCCCUGCCUAGAAUCCCCCAGUGAGGGGCUGGGGUGUGGCUCAAUGUCAAAGUUUCUGCCCAGCAUACAGGAGGCCUUAAAUCCAAUUAGUGGAGGGCUGAAGAGCAUGGAGGAACAGCAAAACCCAUAACCGUUCCCAGCUUUAUCAUCAGUAGAGAUCCACAGAAUGUACUAUAGAAGGAAUGUUUAAUCACUUCCUGUCUCUUGGGGGCUUGCUGCAAUUACAUAAUCAAAGUGCAGCCUCGACUAGACCUCAAUUCGGGACAGCUUGCACAUAAUUCCCUAAAUAUGUCACUGUGAAAACCUCAUUAGAAAAGCAGAUUGCCAGCAAGUGCAGUGUCCAACCUCUGAAGUGUCACUCCAGUUCCAACAUGGAAGAAAACACUGACGUCUUCAGAGACCUCUCUUCUCAGCCUGCCAUGAAAGAGGCUGACUGGGAAAUAGUCUUUGCCUGUGUGCUGUGAGGAAGGGGGAGGGGCGCACCUCUAGCCAAGGUGUUAAAAGUUUUACAGAAGAGCGAAUUACUGUGUGCCUUACCUGUGAGGAGUUGUGGAGCCAGUGUCUCCAGCUUUAAUUACACAGCUGAAUGUGACAAGAUCGAUCUUGCAGUCUCUGAGCCAAAGAGCUUCUCCUCAGCUGCCGGUUUUGCUGGGUGUUUGGAGGACACUGGAGCCCACUCCAUGCCCUGGUUUUAAGGUGUAUUUCUAGUGUGGGAUUUCAGAAGAGCUGGAAACCAGACUUCUCCCAAAGAGCGGAGGAGCUGCGUCUUAGCACAUGAAGGAUGAGGCAGGAGGGUUGUGUUUUCGAGACCAUCCUGGGCUACGUAGCAAGAGUCCAUCUCAGAAUAAGUGGAAAAGCCCAGGGUAAUGAUGAAUCUUGGUUGCUGAUGUUGCUUGGUUUAAAAAGAAAGACAUUUAUUAUGUCAGUCAGUCAGUCAGUCUGUCUGGCUGGCUGGCUGGCUGUGUGUAUAUGUGCACAGUGCCCAUGAGCAUGCAUGCCACAUCAUGCCUAUGGAGUCACAGGACAACUUGCAGGAGUGGGUUCUCUCCUUCCACCAUGUAGGUUCUGGAGACUGAGCUCCGUUCACCAAGCUUGGCAGCGAGCGUCUUUGCCUGCUGAGCCACCUUGCCUGCUGCUCGCCUGUUCUUCAAUGUGUUGCUGUGUGUGUGUUUGUGUGUGUGUCUGUGUGUCUGUGCAUGUCUCUGUGUGUCUGUGCCUGUGUCUGUGUGUCUAUGUGUGUGUGUGUGUGUAUGUCUGUAUGUGUGUGUUUGUGUGUGGCCAUGUGUGUCUGUGUGUGUGUGUCUCUGUGUGUCUGUGCAUGCGUCUCUCUCUCUUUCUCUCUCUCUCUCUCUCUCUCUCUCUCUUUCUCUCUGUGUUUCUGUAUGUGUGUGUAUGUGUCCGUGUGUCUGUGUUUGUGUGUGUCUGUGUGUCUCUGUGUGUGUGUCUCUGUGUGUCUGUGCAUGUGUCCGUGUGUCUGUGUUUGUGUGUGUCUGUGUGUGUCUCUGUGUGUGUCUCUGUGUGUCUGUGCAUGUGUCUGUGUGUCUAUGUGUGUGUGCAUGCAUGUGUAUGUGUAUGUCUGCAUGUGUAUAUUUGUAUGUAUCCAUGUGCGUCUCUGUGUGUGUGUGUCUCUGUGUGUCUGUGUGUGUGUGUCUCUGUGUGUCUGUGCAUGCGUCUCUCUCUCUUUCUCUCUCUCUCUCUCUCUCUCUCUCUCUCUCUCUCUCUCUUUCUCUCUGUGUUUCUGUAUGUGUGUGUAUGUGUCCGUGUGUCUGUGUUUGUGUGUGUCUGUGUGUCUCUGUGUGUGUGUCUCUGUGUGUCUGUGCAUGUGUCCGUGUGUCUGUGUUUGUGUGUGUCUGUGUGUGUCUCUGUGUGUGUCUCUGUGUGUCUGUGCAUGUGUCUGUGUGUCUAUGUGUGUGUGCAUGCAUGUGUAUGGACUUCUCAGGACCUUUGUGCAGUACUCAUUGGCUCUGCUGGUGGAAGUGCAGGGAGCCAGAGGGGGGCUGGGCGGUGCCUGGAGAGCUCCAUGGGGUCUGUGGUCGUGCCACCCAGCAGUGAGCAGGGGCAGGUGACACACUGGCAGAAGCUCACGGUGCAUGGCAGCUGA